UUGUGAAGAGAACCAAGUUAAUAAUAAUUGCAUUGCUGUUGCACGCAUACAAUAUAAACACAUUUCUGUGAACGGAAGUACAUGAAUGUUGCUCCAAAAUUAACUGAUAAACCGUGCAACUCCUUGUAUUACCAAUUCAUUUUUGAAAUAAAAGCAACGGCGAAAUUAACACUGUCGUUCAGUGGCAAUAAUUUUAACUAUAAGUUGAAAUUAACAUCGUUCAAAAGCAUAUUGACAGACUUGAGCGAAUUUUAUAUGCAGAAGAGAGUAGAGUGGAUGUAUUACUAAAAUGAAUUUGAUACUAAUAAUCGCAAGUAUUUCCGCUAUUAUAUGCCAAACAUUUGGAAGAAAUCAUGCUGACCAAAGUAAAAUUAAUUCAGGAGCACUUAAUGACGUAUGUGAAGCGAAAUCUAGUUGGACCAUCGUCGCCAACACAGAGAAUUGCCAUCAAUUUUGGAUAUGUGUUAAUGGAAAGGCAGAGAAAUUUGAUUGUGCGGCGAAUUUCUAUUUUGAUAGAGAAGAAAAGCGUUGUAAAAUAGGAGAAUGUCCAAUGGAACAAUCAACAACUAAGUGCAAAUCUCACAAUGUUCGCCACAUCGAGGGAAAUUGUGAAGCUUUUUUACUUUUUGUCAGCCAGUCACCAUCAACGCCGACCACAAAUGUAGUUGUCUUUUGCCACCUUAUGCCACCAUAGACAACAGCGAUGACUGUGAAUCGUACUAUAUGUGCUUAGAUGGUAAAGCCAAACUACGCCGGUGUCCGCGCGGUCAAU
This is a messenger RNA of Ceratitis capitata (Mediterranean fruit fly), 772 nucleotides long. RefSeq lists its product as uncharacterized. Bases 290 to 694 code for a protein of 134 amino acids. The record is from RefSeq and is a predicted model, not a curated record. Lineage: Eukaryota; Metazoa; Arthropoda; Insecta; Diptera; Tephritidae. Gene Ontology annotation, molecular function: chitin binding. Gene Ontology annotation, cellular component: extracellular region. The transcript is spliced from 4 exons.